Molecule: messenger RNA, 2787 nt
Organism: Hibiscus syriacus
Lineage: Eukaryota; Viridiplantae; Streptophyta; Magnoliopsida; Malvales; Malvaceae
Exons: 2
Coding region: 77-2782 (901 amino acids)
Source: RefSeq, a predicted model, not a curated record
UCGUAAAUCCCCAAUCCUAAGAAUUAUCCAAAAACAAAAUCCCUUUCUGUUCAUCUUCGUCUUCAGGGUAGCAAAUAUGGAAGCUUUUGAAAAGCCAACAAAAUCCCUUUCUGGGGAUAAGUCUUUCGACCAAGCUGCUAAUGAAGGUUCUAAAGCUUCCGAGUUUACUGUCGGAAAGCCAUGGGAAAAUGGUUUUAGGGUUUCUAUAAAUGGAAAGGAAGUUUCUUGUGUUGGUGAAGAUGUCGAGGUGCUUGAGGAUUCUGAAAUGAAUGGGGUUUCUUCUUUGUUACAAAUGAAAGAAAGUGUUAGGAACAUUGGUGUUAAUGAUGGAAGAUGUGAGAGAAAUGAAGGAUUUGGCACUCUUUUGGGUGCUGUUGAUCAAAGUAAAGAAAUUGUAUUGCCAAAUGGUGGUGGUGAUGAUGAUGAAACUGCGAAAUUCGAUCAGAAAGACAAUGGUGGUAAGAUCAUAAUGAACGGAAUAGAUGAUGAUGAUUGUGGAGGAGGUGAGAUUUCUGCUGGUUAUUUUGUAUGGGGUAAGAUUAAGAAUCAUCCAUGGUGGCCGGGACAGGUUUAUACUCCAACUGAUGCCUCGGAUUAUGCGGUUAAGCUUCGACAGAAGGGAAGACUCCUUGUUGCAUAUUUCGGUGAUUGUUCAUUUGCAUGGUGCCAUCCGUCUCGGUUGAAGCCUUUCAAAGAGAAUUUUGAGGACAUGUCGAAGUUGAGUAGCUCCAAUAACUUUGUCAAUGCUGUACACGCUUCAGUUGAUGAAAUCGGAAGACUGGUGGAGUCGAAGAUGACUUGCUCUUGUGUUCUGAAGGAGAAUUGUGUCGGACUCAACCGACCUCUAUCAGAGAACGCCGGGAUUAAGGAAGGAGUUCUUGUGCCUGAAGGCGGAAUUGAAAAGGUUUCGAUUGGUCUAUUUGAGCCGAAAGAAGUUCUUGGUAAAUUGAAACAAAUUUCACGGGCUGUUUCAAUGAGUAAUUUGCUUGAAUGUGCAGUGUUGAGCGGUUGGCUUUCGGCUUAUAAUCGAUCAAUGGGGCACCCUCGAAUGCAGGGGGACCUUGAACCGCAAUUGAUUCCGGACAUUGAAGAAAAUGUUAAAACUCUUGUGGUGGAUAUGAGUGAUUGUAAUGAGGCAGUGGGAGUCCCAAUCACAAGGCCAGUGGAAGAAGUUUGGAUUUCUUCUGCUUCUGGUCUGAAAUCUGGCCAAGACAGUCGGACUUUCUCAAGGCAUCCAGAGAUUUCAGAGGAUGCAAUGCAUGACAGUAGGAAACAGAGAAGCAUUGCUGAAAUCUUAAAAGCUGAUAUAGGUGUUCAGGAUCAUAAGGUAACAAAGUCUGAUGAACGAGCAUCAAGGAAAAAGACAAAAGGCAAUGAUAAAGCUAAUGGUGAUGAUGGUAGUAAUUCGAGUUUCAUACCGGAAAAGGGGAAAGGAACUGAGCUUUCAGGAUCUCAUGCUGAAACUGAUGUCAAUGGAGCCAAUGUAGAAAUGGAUAAGGGUUAUUCAUCCAGAGGAAGGAAAACGAAGAUUAAACAAGCAAGCAAUAAUAACGGUGAUAAUCGAGGUAACGAUUAUAUCAAUACUGUCUCAGCUAAAAGGAAAGUGUACUUUGAUCCUAGGAUAAGUAGGAAUGACUCUUUUUCAAGAGAGAGGAAGAAAAGCAAGUACUUGUCUCCUCCGUACACAAGUUCAACGGGGAAGCUGAAGAGAUCGGACAUAGAGAAUGAAUCGAUAGAUGUUUCCAAUGACACCCGGUUCAGAGAGAUGAUGACUAAAGCUACUGGCAAUCUUGGCGAAAAGAAUGCUCUCUCUGAAGAAGUUCACACGGAGCAAGAAACAUCGAAUGGAUCAAGUUCUUCCACACCAAAUCAGUACCCUGACCGGAUUAGUGAUCUGGCAAAAGAUGAAAUUUCGGCUAAUGAAGUUCUAGUUGCAGUCCGGUCUAUAGCUCUUAGUCCACAAUACCAAAGGAAAACGAGAUCUUUCGAACUUACUGUGAAGUUUUUAUCUGUAUUCAGAAGCUCGGUUUACCGAGAUGGAUUUGACUGCAAAACGUAUAUUCGGUUCCAACAUGGUAAAAAGAGAAAAUCUCCCGACUUCCCCAUUGUGUCAUUAGGAAGUGAUGCGCCCACGGAUGGUCAGAUUCCCUCUGGACAUAGAUCCCAGAAGAAAAAAGUUGGAAAGAAAAAAGAAACAGAGAUGGAUCGAACCAAGCCAAAGCAAAAUGCCACAGCUGCAGUUCUGAAGAAAAACGACAAGGACGCUGAUGGAAAUGAUUUACCGGCUUCCCUCUUCAUGACAUUCGACCUCGGAUCCUCGUUGCCCAAAAAAGACGAUCUUAUCCGAAUAUACAGCAGAUAUGGAACUUUGGACAUGGAGGACACCAAUGUGUUCGACAAUAAUUUCUGUGCUCGUGUCGUCUUCUUAAGAACCUCCGAUGCAGAAGAAGCCUUAAGCAGUUCACAAAAUGACAGUCCUUUCGGAUCUGCUAAUGUCAGUUUCCGGCUUCGACUUCACCAGGCUGCAUCAGGUCAAAACCAAAAGGAAACACCGAGUGCCAAAAUGUCUUCUCCUCUAGCAAAGGAAGGAACUGAAAGAUUGAGCGAGUCAUCAGCUCCCGGAAAUUUGCAGCUUAGCCACAUGAAGCAGAAGCUCGAAAUGCUGACAUCGAUGCUGCAGAUGGCAGAUGAAAAGAUGUCAUCAGAGACUAAAUCCAAACUACAAAGCGAGAUAAAAGGGCUCUUGGAGGUGGUAAACACAAUGAUUGAAUCUACAUCUUAAACAAA